AUGACUGGACUGCGUGGCACGCAGCAGAAGAGGCAGUGGGAUGGGAGCGACGACAAUCACGACAUGGACGCAGCGGCACCACCAGCGGCCGGGAGGCGCGUGCGGGCCAGGAGGGAGUACCAGCGCCGCAUCGCCUACCAAGAUAGCUCGUCCGCGCGCGAGCGGGCGCGACCCUACCUCCUCGCCGUUGCAAAGAUGCCUAUUGCUGUGCUUGACACGACCUGGAGCGUUGGCAGGAACCGCUCCAUCAACACAGCCCACGUCCAGGAGCUACUGCACAUGUUCAGGAGCAGCAGGCUAGAACGGCGGGCGCCUGAGAAACGCAUCAUCGUCCUCUGCAGCGCCGAUGAAGUGAGUCGCAUGCAGCAAGCAUUUGGUAACGUUGAGGAGGAUGAGCAGGAUGAGGAUAUGAAGGAGGAGGAGGAUGAUGACGAAGGCGACACCUAUCCCAAGAUGUCCUUCCUACGCUGGGCAGAGGUCAACGGGGGCAAAGCCGAGGUCAUGGCCGGCCAGCACCGGAUCCAGGCACUUCGCGAGUACAUUAAGGAGAUGGGUGCAGCAGGUCCCCAGCCAUGGUGGACGUGCGAGCUCUACGAUAAAGACCGUCUACCAUACGACCUGAACGUCGAGCUACGCGUUAACAGGCGGGACCCAAGCCUGCCCAACAGCCAUGGGGAGACCUGGCUAAUGCUUGACUUGUUUACCUCCCUGCAACGGCAGAGCAACGAGCAGCAGGAUGGGGGGUCCGCUAUCGUCGAUGAGACCUAUGUCAAGAAAGUCCACUCCAGCAGUGAGAUGUAUUUGCCAACAAGGAGGCUUGUUACGUUGUGGAACAACCACAGGUGGCGGCCAAUCCUUACUCGGUGGUGCUGCACAAGGUUAGGCCUAGAUACCUUUGACAUAUCCUACUUUGAGUGGAUUGCUAGCCUCGGCAUCGACGAGUACUGGGCCGACGCCCUCGAAGAGGUCCUCAGCACCCUUGCCGACCUGCCUGUGGACGAGCGAAACCACAUCACGCGAGCCGACUGGGAUAAGCUGUCGGGCCAUGACGCCGCCCCCAACGUCACUAAUGUAUUCUUUACGCCCGAGGGAGAACAACCGACCCGCGCCCCGCGCGCGCGGGUGGACGGUUUCCUUGCGACGCUAGACGACGAAGCCUACAGCCUCAUCCACAACACCAUCAGGGAUUCGCAAUCGCUCGCAUUCCCCGACCUGAGGCGUAUCCUGCACUGCGAAGUGACGGAGAUGAAGACGGCCGUCUGCGUGCUGCGUCACGUCAUCAGCUGGAUCAGUCCAGAGCAUGCUGUAGCUGUCGCAGACGCCAGCCUCGCCUUCGAGGACAAGCCGCUGCUGCGGGAGCAUCUGUCAAAGGCGCUGGAUGCACUGGCGUUGCGCGAGGGCUGGGCCUCCGCCGUGUUCCCGGCGCUUGCGGCUGUCAAGCUCCAGAGACGCGUACUAGACUUUGUGCGGGACAACCUCGCCGAGUUCCGGGCGCCGAAUCUGCUGCCGCUCCUGGACGGCGACGCGACAGCCGAGGGGGGGGAUGGGGACGACGACGGUUGCUCGUACGGGCAGCGAUUCAACCACGUGGCAUGGGCACGCCUGCUAAAGCUGGUCCGACAGACGACCGACAGGGAUGGUGCUCAGAUCCGCCCGUCUUGGACUACGACCAGCGCAACCGGGAGUACUAAGCGCCAGACCACCGUGUCCACUCUCGCCCGGGAGUUCUGCGCCAGCGUGCUCAAGCUCGUCAACCACCAAGACGUCGCAGCAAUGCAGUCCGCCCGGCAGCAGGUUAUAGGCAUUAUGGACAGCUUCCUCGCGCUUGGCACCAACAGCUCUGCAGCGGCAGCAGCGCCGUCAGACUGCCCACAACCCCCCCGUGACAACGCCCGACGCAAGCCAUCGCAGGGCGUACCCGCCAUCAUCACCAGACAGUCCCCCCCUCCACGUCGUCGCACGCGCCAGGUCGCCAGGAAAAGCACAGGCGGCGCAACACCUAGAUGGAGAUCUCAGGAGGCUCGACGACAGCUAGAACAGCAAGCGGAACACAUCAGUAACUCGGCCGAGCCGCAGCAGGACACACCCGCCGCCAUCAUCACCAGACAGUCCCCCCCUCCGCGUCGUCACAUACGCCCGGUCGCCAGGAAAAGCACAGGCGGCGCAACACCUAGAUGGAGAUCUCAGGAGGCUCGACGACAGCUAGAACAGCAAGCGGAACACGUCAGUAACUCGGCCGAGCCGCAGCAGGACACACCCGCCACCAUCAUCACCAGACAGUCCCCCCCUAGGCAUCGCACGCGCUCGGUUGCCAGGCAAAGCACGGGCAGCAAAACACCCCAGAAACAGCCAGGGGACUCCAUCAACAACCCGGUCGAGCUAUCGCCAGACGCCCCCACUAACACCACCAGGCGGGGCUUUGUCACGAAAGCAUCCGCCAGGAAAAGCGUAAGGUGA
Messenger RNA from Colletotrichum siamense, 2457 nucleotides. RefSeq lists its product as uncharacterized. The transcript is spliced from 2 exons. The record is from RefSeq and is a predicted model, not a curated record. Lineage: Eukaryota; Fungi; Ascomycota; Sordariomycetes; Glomerellales; Glomerellaceae. The coding region runs from base 1 to 2457 and encodes 818 amino acids.